This is a messenger RNA of Neofelis nebulosa (Clouded leopard), 2377 nucleotides long. It is a transcript of the gene PCDHB10, whose product is annotated as protocadherin beta 10. Gene Ontology annotation, biological process: homophilic cell-cell adhesion. Gene Ontology annotation, molecular function: calcium ion binding. The coding region runs from base 1 to 2277 and encodes 758 amino acids. The transcript has 2 exons. Gene Ontology annotation, cellular component: plasma membrane. The record is from RefSeq and is a predicted model, not a curated record. NCBI's taxonomy places the organism in Eukaryota, Metazoa, Chordata, Mammalia, Carnivora, Felidae.
AUGGAGGCUGGAAUGUUGUGCUGCCCAAGACAAAGGCAAGUCCUAUUUCUCUUUAUGUUUGGGGGAGUAUCCUUAGCAGGUUCUGGGUUUGGACAAUAUUCUGUGACAGAGGAAACAGAGAGAGGAUCAUUUGUGGUUAAUCUGGCAAAGGAUCUGGGGCUAGGGAACCAGGAAUUGGUUUCAAGGGGAGCCCGGGUGGUCUCUGAUAACAAACAACACUUGCUCCUGGAUCCUCAUUCUGGAGAUUUGCUCACAAAUGAGAAACUGGACCGGGAAAAGCUGUGUGGCCUCACAGAGCCCUGUUUGCUGUAUUUCCAAAUUUUAAUGGAUAACCCCUUUCAGAUUUACCGGGCUGAGCUGAGGGUCAGGGACAUAAAUGAUCAUUCACCAAUGUUUCGGGACAAAGAGACGGUCUUAAAAAUAUUAGAAAAUACAGCUGAAGGGACAGCAUUUCGACUAGAAAGAGCAGAGGAUUCAGAUGGAGGACUUAACGGUAUACAAAGCUACAUUAUCAACCCGAACCCUUUUUUCCAUAUUAAAAUUAGUGACAGUGAUGAAGGCAUGAUAUAUCCAGAACUAGUAUUGGAUAAGGCACUGGACCGGGAGAAGCAGCACGAACUCAGUUUAACACUCACGGCACUGGAUGGUGGGUCUCCACCCAGGUCUGGGACCACCACAAUACGAAUUGUGAUCCUGGACAUCAAUGAUAAUGCUCCCCAGUUUUCUCAGACAAUGUAUGAGACCCAGGCCCCAGAAAACAGCCCAGUAGGGUCCCUUAUUGCAAAAGUCUCUGCAGGAGAUAUAGAUUCUGGAAUCAAUGCAGACAUAUCCUAUUCAUUUUUUGAUGCUUCUGAAGAUAUUCGAGAAACCUUUCAAAUCAAUCCUUUUUCUGGAGAAAUUGUCCUCAUAGUGUUGCUUGAUUAUGAGCUAGUAAAGUCUUACAAAAUAAAUAUACAGGCAAUGGAUGGAGGGGGUCUUGCUGCAACAUGUACCGUUUUGGUGGAAGUAUUAGAUAUCAAUGACAAUCCCCCUGAACUGAUCAUGUCAUCACUUUCCAACCAUGUCGCUGAGAACUCUCCUGAGACGGUACUGGCUGUUUUUAGAAUUAAAGACAGAGACUCUGGAGAAAAUGGAAAAAUGCACUGCUACAUUCAAGAUAAUCUGCCAUUCCUUCUGAAACCCUCUGUGGAAAAUUUUUACAUCCUCAUGACAGAAGGAGGGCUGGACAGGGAAAGUCAACCCGAGUACAACAUCACCAUCACAGUCACCGAUUUAGGGACCCCCAGGCUGAAAACGCAGCACAACAUAACCGUGACGGUCUCCGACGUCAACGACAACGCGCCCGCCUUCAGCCAAACCACCUACACCCUGCGCGUCCGCGAGAACAACAGCCCCGCCCUGCACAUCGGCAGCGUGAGCGCCACGGACAGGGACUCGGGCGCCAACGCCCAGGUCACCUACUCGCUGCUGCCGCCCGCGGACCCGCAGCUGCCCCUGGCCUCCCUGGUGUCCAUCAACGCGGACAACGGGCAGCUGUUCGCGCUCAGGUCCCUGGAUUACGAGGCGCUGCAGGCGUUCGAGUUCGGCGUGCGCGCGGCCGACCGCGGCUCGCCCGCGCUCAGCAGCCAGGCGCGGGUGCGCGUGCUGGUGCUGGACGACAACGACAACGCGCCCUUCGUGCUGUACCCGCCGCAGAACGGCUCUGCGCCCUGCACCGAGCUGGUGCCCAGGGCGGCCGAGGCGGGCUACCUGGUGACCAAGGUGGUGGCGGUGGACGGCGACUCGGGCCAGAACGCCUGGCUGUCGUACCAGCUGCUCAAGGCCACGGAGCCCGGGCUGUUCGGCGUGUGGGCGCACAACGGCGAGGUGCGCACGGCCCGGCUGCUGAGCGAGCGCGACGCCGUCAAGCACAGGCUGGUGGUGCUGGUCAAGGACAAUGGCGAGCCGCCGCGCUCGGCCAGCGUCACGCUGCACGUGCUGCUGGUGGACGGCUUCUCGCAGCCCUACCUGCCGCUCCCGGAGGUGGCGGCGGCCGAGGCGCGGGCAGACCCGCUCACCGUCUACUUGGUCGUGGCCUUGGCGUCCGUGUCGUCGCUCUUCCUGUUCUCGGUGCUGGUGUUCGUGGCGGUGCGGCUGUGCAGGCGGAGCCGGGCGGCGUCUGCGGGUCGCUGCUCGGGGCCCGAGGGCCACUUUCCGGGCCACCUGGUGGACGUCAGCGGCGCGGGGACGCUGUCGCAGAGCUACCAGUAUGAGUUUGUCCAAUUUCAUAUCCUCUGAGAAGACUCUCAAAGUGACUCAUGUAUACUUUCCCUUUGCAUUACAACCGAAAGAAGGCCAAGUAAUGAUGCAAUCUUCUUUCAGGUUUUCAGUCUUCUCA